Molecule: messenger RNA, 687 nt
Organism: Lactuca sativa (garden lettuce)
Lineage: Eukaryota; Viridiplantae; Streptophyta; Magnoliopsida; Asterales; Asteraceae
Product: small nuclear ribonucleoprotein SmD1a
Biological process (GO): RNA processing; spliceosomal snRNP assembly
Molecular function (GO): RNA binding
Source: RefSeq, a predicted model, not a curated record
CCCAUUAGAAACGACACCGUGUUACAUGCUUUUCCAACGGCGAAAAUUAUAAGACUACGUUUUAGAUCUCCCGCUCCCCCCGAAAAUUGGAUAAUUUUUGGAACCCUAGCUUCUCCUCCUGCGAUUCGCGACAAUGAAGCUCGUCAGGUUUUUGAUGAAGUUGAACAACGAAACUGUCUCGAUCGAGCUCAAGAAUGGAACAGUUGUACAUGGAACCAUAACAGGUGUUGAUAUUAGCAUGAACACACACUUGAAGACGGUGAAGUUGACACUGAAAGGGAAAAAUCCAGUAACCCUUGACCAUUUGAGUGUUAGAGGCAAUAACAUUCGUUACUAUAUACUUCCCGACAGCUUGAAUCUGGAGACAUUGCUAGUGGAAGAGACACCUAGAGUCAAGCCCAAGAAGCCCACUGCAGGGCGGCCUGUGGGACGUGGAAGAGGGCGGGGCCGCGGGCGUGGACGUGGUCGUGGGCGUUAAUCAUGUUUUUCUAUCUAUGUUAUAUCUUAGUCUUGAGCUAUGUGGAAGAUUUUGUAUUUUCAUCAACACCUCGAAUCUUACAUGAUAUCUAUAUUAUCUAGUAGUACCCUUGCAAGAUCUUUACUUUUAUUGAUGAUGUAUAUUUAUUUAACUAUCACACCAUGAAAUGCACUUGGUAGUACAAUGUGAUUCACAUACGUUGACAGGAA